This is a messenger RNA of Cyprinodon variegatus (sheepshead minnow), 1533 nucleotides long. It is a transcript of the gene fev, whose product is annotated as FEV (ETS oncogene family). Gene Ontology annotation, molecular function: sequence-specific DNA binding; DNA-binding transcription factor activity, RNA polymerase II-specific. Bases 159 to 821 code for a protein of 220 amino acids. The transcript is spliced from 3 exons. The record is from RefSeq and is a predicted model, not a curated record. Gene Ontology annotation, biological process: cell differentiation; regulation of transcription by RNA polymerase II. Lineage: Eukaryota; Metazoa; Chordata; Actinopteri; Cyprinodontiformes; Cyprinodontidae. Gene Ontology annotation, cellular component: nucleus.
GCAUUGUUGUGUCCAGCGGGAGAAAAGUGUUUAGUUUCCAGGCAGAGCUUUGCAAAGCGCUUCCCUCUGAAAGCCUGUCUGCUCUUUUGUCGGAAAUCGGAAAUCCUUUUUCCUGGACGCGUUUCCUGGCUUCUUCCAGGGGGGACCGCCAGGAUGACAUGCUUCACGCACUGGACUUUGACUGCACCACAAAGCCACUGGAUUUUAAUCCAACAGAAAAUCUGUUGAAAGAAAGUAAAGGAACGGCUUGGAGCCCUAUAAAUACAGGAGUGCAAAAAGGCAGCGGACAGAUCCAGCUGUGGCAGUUCCUCCUGGAGCUCCUUUCCGACAGCACCAACGUGUCCUGCAUCGCCUGGGAAGGCACCAAUGGGGAGUUCAAGCUCAUCGACCCAGACGAGGUGGCGAGGCGCUGGGGGGAGCGGAAGAGCAAACCCAACAUGAACUACGACAAACUAAGUCGAGCUCUGCGCUACUAUUACGACAAGAACAUCAUGACCAAAGUCCACGGCAAGAGAUACGCUUACAAGUUCGACUUCCACGGCCUGGCGCAGGUGUGCCAGCCCUCCACCACGGAGCAAGCCAUCUACAAGUUUCAGGGGAACUUUUCCCCCAUCCCCUUCUCUGGCAUUUCUAAACUGAACCUCGUGACCCCCGGCGUGGGCCCCUCGGGUUUCUCCUACUGGCCCGGCUCUCCAUCGGCGGCUCUGUAUCACACCCAUAACCUGCAGCCUCCUGGGCCCUUUGGCACAGUGUCUCCAUCUCACAUCAGCUGCGUGAAUAACAUCAACAGUCUGACCAACAUCAACAAUCACUACAACUGACUCCUGCUGCAUGUCACAUGCAAGACUGGGAUUAAGAAAACAAAUAAAGACCAACUGUUUUUUUUGGUAUAGUUCGCGGCCAACUAUGACUAAAUUCGGCCUGCAUUUUGUCCCGAGUUAAUGAAAAAGUAUUGAUCAAUAGCAGCGGGAAAUUUGGCAUUAAUUCUUACUUUAUUACAUCCAAAUAAUUGAUCAUUACUGGUUCGUUUAAAUAUGAACUAAACAAUCUGUUACGCAAACCAAUCAAGUUAUAUGUUCAGACCAGAGAAAAAUGCAAAAUGUAUAUAAACAUGUAAAAAAAUGAACUUGCUUUGAUUAGUUUUUAAUGGAAUUGUCAUUAUCAAUGUUUAAUCAGUAAAUAUAUAUAAAUCCACCAGAAACAGCGCCUUUUUACGCAUAGACUCCUUACGUGCAAAAUGUCGGUCUUUUUAUUUUUAUGUUUGAUUAAAUCUUCCAAAUGUAGCAUUUAUAAAAUCAACGAGCAUAUAGUUGUGGUAGUUUCUUGGUAGGAAAUAUAAACAUCAACAUAAGACACAAUAAAAAAUUUAAAUUGAUUUCUCCUUUCUUUCUUUAAGUUGUCUGUCAUUUUGCGCUUUUUCACACUUGGUUGCUCGGUUCUUUAUCCGACCUUUCCGCAAACCAAGAGAACCAUCCGCAAAAGGGAGGUUUCUUCUGUCCCUGUGUCAUUUUCAAAGCUCUGGAUAGAGUAAAA